Molecule: messenger RNA, 1076 nt
Organism: Williopsis jadinii
Lineage: Eukaryota; Fungi; Ascomycota; Saccharomycetes; Phaffomycetales; Wickerhamomycetaceae
Gene: RTT103
Product: Rtt103p
Exons: 1
Coding region: 44-1024 (326 amino acids)
Biological process (GO): mRNA 3'-end processing
Cellular component (GO): RNA polymerase II, holoenzyme
Molecular function (GO): RNA polymerase II complex binding
Source: RefSeq, a predicted model, not a curated record
CUUGCUUAUUUGCGCAUUCAAUCACGAAGAGCUCACAGAUACCAUGUCAUAUUCAGAGGAGAAACUGUUGCAGAAGCUUGACUCGCUUGCAGAGACACAGGAUUCCAUUGUCUCCACUUCCCAGUGGGUGCUGUUCUACUACAGAAAUGCCGAUCAAAUAGCGUCGAGAUGGGAGAAAUGUCUCAUGGAGAGCCCUCCUUCCAAGAUUCUUGCCCUUGUUUACCUUGCCAAUGACGUUGUGCAGCAGUCCAGAGCAAGAAAGAAGACUGAGUUCAUCGAUGCCUUCAGCACGGUGCUUCCAAACGCAUUGUCAUAUGCGUAUGGGAAAGUGCCAGAGUCUACGCAGAAGAGACUACAGAAGAUUGUGAGGGUGUUGAAUGAGCGUCGGGUAUUCCCACAGCCUCUGAAGGUCAAGGGCAUUGACGUGCCUGAAGCUGCUGCCAAAGGCGAUGGCGAGAGCGGCUCUGAAGGUGAUAAGCUGAAGGCACUCACCACGGUUGGCUCAAAGUUCCAGCGACUCUACCAUGAGCUGCUGCUGAGUGCCAACGGGUCCUUCACACAGACACAUCUGUCCGAAUUAGAGCAGAUCCAAGGCUCUUUGAAGGAGAAUAUAGCUAUAAUGCAAGAGAUCGAAGCCAAUGUAUCGAAGGAUAUCGAAAAGAUCCACCAGAGAUCCAAGAUUCAACUACAGAAGUCAGCUGAAAUAGUGAAGAAACAACAAGAAUUGCAGGAGUUGAGGAAAGCCGAGGAGCAGAAGAGACUCAAAGAAGAGGCUGAAAGGUUGGAACGUCUUAAAAGACAGGAGGAGGAGGACAAUCUUCUACCAACGUAUCAAGAUGAUUCCGAUUCUGAUUCCGAAGAGGAGAAGAAGGAGAGCUCAUCAAUUGCGGAAUCUGAUAAUGAAACCCCUGUUCAUAGUAGCAAGAGCUCCAGCACUGCUGGAAAUUCCAAUGAAUCGUCUACAAUUGACGGUGACAACACGGACCAGGAACGUCCAAAGAAGAAACUACGGUUCGCAGAUUAACAAUGGACAACUAUAUAGAGAUACUCAGCUACAAUUUUACGAGAACCAUGAU